AUGCCAAUAGAAGAUCCACGCUUACGUUUACGACGGGCUGCCCGCGAAGGUAACCUAGAUCUUAUAAAACGACUUCUUGCAAAAACAAACAUGCAAAAUCCUGACCCCGAAAAUGGAUGGACGACCUUAAUGUAUGCUACAAGUUGCAGACAUGAUUAUGUCGUUGAAUACCUUCUUCAACAAGGACAUGAAGAUUUAGAGCUUUCAAGAGACUUUGAAAAUAACACUAUACUAAUGAUAGCUGCAAAAUAUAAUUCUUUGGAGAUUUUGAAAAUAUAUGCUACACUUUUUCCUAGCAGUGUUAAUAUGGUUAAUAAGCAAGGACAGACAGCUCUUAUAUUUGCUUCCAAACUUGGUAAUCUUGAUGCAAUUAAAUUAUUGUUAGAAUUUGAUGCAGAUAUUAAUCAAACAGAUUUUGAUGGGAAUACUGCAUUACAUUAUGCUGCAGCUUGGAAUCAAUUUCAAGCAGUAACGAUGCUAAUUGAGCAUGGUUGUCAAUUUGCCAGCAAAAAUCUUUCUGGAUGGACUGCAUUAGACUAUUCAUACUCAGUGGAUAUGAAGGCACAUUUACAAGAAUGUGCUCGUGCUUAUCAUGAAGAAACAAAAAAUAACAGAAAACGCAACCUCAAAAUUACAGUUGAUUCAAUUAUAUCACUUGAUUCAAUACCAGUAACAACUCGAUCUGCCACCUUUCCAUUAGCAAAAGCAAAUAUUGAAUUAACACUGGAAAAUAACAAUCAAGGAAAUUAUUCCUAUUCAAGUGGUUCUUUAUCACCAAAUGAUUUGAAUUUAAUAAAAAGGAAAGAAUCUUUACCAUGGUAA
Rhizophagus irregularis DAOM 181602=DAOM 197198 is the source of this 822-nucleotide messenger RNA. RefSeq lists its product as uncharacterized. Lineage: Eukaryota; Fungi; Glomeromycota; Glomeromycetes; Glomerales; Glomeraceae. Gene Ontology annotation, molecular function: protein binding. The record is from RefSeq and is a predicted model, not a curated record.